CUCUCGCCUCGUCCGAAGGUCGAAAGACUCAAGCGUCCGUAACGCACGCACUGCGAGUCCUUGCUCGACUUGCCGCAGCUUGACGAAGGAGCUUGGCUUGCGCUACAAGCGAUGACUUCGUCCGUGCUAGACGGCGCUGGCUGCGAGUCGCCGGCGCCGCCCGCGUUUUCUCCGCUCACGGACCCUGCACCGGACUUUACACCGAAAGCCAAUCGCGCUGAGCCUCCAGUGCCUGUCAAUGACAACAUGACUCUUGACGAUGCAUCCGCUGCUGCUGCCAAUCCAGCGCCUUCCGCUAAUGCUGCCGAAACCCGCAAACCUAACGGAAACUCACAGACCGUUCCUUCCCCACCACAAGACACCCCAACCAAGACAGAACAGCCCGAGAGUCAGCAGAGUCAGCAGAGUCAACAGAGUCAACAGACUGCGAAUCCCCUGGGUGACGCUAUGGACCUUGACACGACUAUGGGCGCCGCGAUGGACUUUUCCGCGGCCCCUGGCUUCGACCUCUACUCGCAGCAUCCCUCCCAGCUCCUCAUGGCCCUUGCUCGCCUGUCCGCGGCGGCUCAGCCUCAGAACCUGAUGCCGCUGCCUUCGUCGACAGUGCGCCCUUCCCAGGUUUCACUGUCCCAUGGCAUGCUCGACACCUCCGACGCUCUCCUACCAGCCGGACCCAACGGCGCCAACAGCACCCCUCCCGUCGACGCUCCGCUCGAGUCCUUCGCCAGGAUUGAAUUUGCCGACAGCGUCUUCCAGAUGACCACAUAUGCCGUCAUCAUUGGACGUGACCAGCGGGCGUUGGAUCAGGCCAGAAGGGACGAGCGACGGCUCGAGGAGUACCAGCGGAAAGUGCGGGAGAAUGAGCAAUUGGGCCUACCCGCCCCAUCGCCCCCGACCCAAGAUCGCGGCAAGUUCAGCAAGUCGUACGUCAGCGAGGAGGGCGGCAUGCUCGGCCCCGAGUCGGAUGGCGAUGAGAAUCCCCGUCCGACCAAGAGGAGGAAGACUAGCGGCGGCGCAGGGUCUGCUUCCGGGGAUUCCCACCAACUAGAGGUCGCAGCGGGCGACCAGGUCGGCCAAGAGGACAAGAACCCGACCCUCAACCGGCAGUACGUCUCGCAUACCCCAGGAGCGGCCGCUGUUAAUCUCAGCGCUCUCCGACCCUCUCCGUACUACGUCCCCUUCAUCGGCAUCCACUCUCCCGGACCGAAUAUCGCCAGCAGAACAAAGGCUAUCUCCAGAGAACAUCUUAAGAUCCAGUUCAACCAGAAGGAGGGCGUCUUCGAAGCGAUCCCGCUGCACAAAAACGGCUUCUUUUGCGAGGAUGUCCACUACAAAGACAGCAAGGUGGUGCUGCGGAGCGGCGAUCGCCUGCAAAUCAAGGACGUUGAUUUUGUCUUCAUCAUCAACGGCGUCCCGCGCGGCAAGACCGGCGCCGAAGAGGGCAUCGAUGGAGAUGGCGUGUCCAACAGACGGUACUCAGAAGGAGGCAAGGAGAUGAGCUUUGACUUUGAGAGCGCGCACAAUCCCGAGAGACGGAGUACGAGCCCUGAAGACCACGCAGUCGAAGCUGCAAAGGAGGACAGCGACAGUGAACUCUCGGAGCCAGCUGAGGAUAUCGCCGAGCCUGAGCCGGAAGAGACGCCGGAACAGGAGGUCAUGGAGACGAUCGAAAAGGAUGCUGAAGCGCCCCGGCAGCCACCGAUCAAAACAGAGAUACCGCCCGAGCUGUUUGACUUGAUCGGAGGCAUACCACAGAGGAAGCGUGGCCCAGGCCGUCCGCCAAAGAAUGGAAUCAUGUCCAAGAGGGAGGAGAGGCUGCUCAGGAAAGCUGCAAUGGAGCGCCAAAAGAAGGACAUGCCACAGCCACCGCCCGGCGAGCCGCCCGUCAAGAGGAAGGUUGGUCGACCACGCAAACACCCGCUCCCCGAAGACGGGGCAGACAGGCCUGAGAAGCGCAAGUACAAGCCGCGGAAGCCAAAGGAUGGCGCAGAGGGCGAAGGCUCAGAUGGCGAAAGGGCGAUCAAAGAGAGGCGGCGCGAGAAACCAAAGACACCACCGCUGGAGCUAAACAGGGAAGAUUACACGGAGGAACAGCUGCAGAAGCCGCUCAAGAACUAUGGGAUGCUGAUUGACGAGGUCUUGUCUGCUGCGCCUGACGGUUUAACCUUAAAGCAGAUUUACAAGCGGAUCCAGAUGAAGUAUCCGUUCUUUUAUUUCACCGUCGACACUAAGGGCUGGGAGAGUAGCGUUCGACAUAACCUCAUCGGCAACGACGCGUUCAAGAAGAACGAGGAGACACAUCUGUGGAGCCGUGUCCCCGGUAUCGACAUCGACGCCGGGAAGAAGCGCAAGGCCGCGUCGCCAGAUCGCUCCCCGUCUCUGCACACCUUUGGCCAGCCUUAUUCUGCGUCCUCCGGUUCGAACACGCGCGUGUUUCAAGCAGAAGGGUCGCAGCCAGGCUACCGUCCCGCUUCUGGGCCCCAGCGUCCCGCAUAUCCGCCUGGCCAAGGUGCGCCUGGGCAGCAUCCACAAGCGCAUCCCGGCGCUCAACCCGUCGCUGCCUCCACCCCCCAGCCUCCUCGCCAAACCGGGGCCGCGCCGACGGCGGGAUAUGCGGACCCGACCGCAGCACGUACGCCGCAGGGAAUCCCGCAGAUCACGGCGUACUCCUCCCCUUACGCGUCGAGACCUCCUCCGGUCGCUGGCAUGCAGCCUGGUGGUCCUCCUCGGGGUCCGGCGGGGCAAGGUGCCCCGCCCAACAACAUGGCGAGCCCGGUGCAUGGCGUACCCGCUGUCUCAGGCCCAUCCGCGCCGGCGGCGACGCCGGGAUCUGUCGGAGCGCGUCCGGCGCAGCCCGCUGUCAACGGCAACGCGCUCGCCCUGAAGCCAGCCGUCGCGCCGGAACUGGCCAAGCACGUAGUCAACUUCAAGACGACGGUCACGAAGGAGUUGUCAAAGCGAACGCCGGCCGCCGAAGCCAUUGCCAUGUCGGUCAUCAACCGCGGUCUCGGGCUGGCAACGGAAAGCACGGUGCCGGAGCAAGAGACGCUCGAGAAGGUCGUGUUCAACGUGUUCAAGCAAAGCCGGGAGAAGUUGGGGGCUAAUGACUCCCUGCACCCGGGCCUGUUGGAGGCUCUCGUGAAGUUCAAGAAUAGUAUGAUUGAAACGCUAGAGCCGAGAAUGGGCAGGCUGAAUGCGGAGCGCUUGAUCUUGUCGGCUGUGGACCGCGAGUUGGGUUUCGCGGACACGAGCACGAUCCCGGGCUCCGAGUCGGAUAGGAAGCAGUAUGAAGAGGCGGAAACCGUGUUGAUGAAGGCUAUCAAGGGGGUCAUCGUUAGCCAUCAAAAAGCGCAGGCUGGCGCGCCGUCUAUCUCGGCGCCUCAGCCCGCUCCUCGAUCGGGUUCUGCAGCGCCUGCUCAGGCGGUUCCGGGCUCUGUGCCUAUGUCUGCUAGGGGGCAUGCGACUGUUCCUAGUCCUGCUGUGGCGGCCACACCUUCCGCAGUGGUGUCUUCGAUUCCAGGGACCGUCCCGGCACAGCAAGCUCCUGCUUCUACUUCCCCUGCCACGCCCGCUCCGACGACCAAGCCGGUUGCAACGACUGCGCCGAUGCAGCAGGUUAACCGUCCAGCUACGACUCCCACGCAGCUCGCUUCACAACCUUCAGCUGCCCCAGCAUCCCAACCCCAACCCCAGGCUCCUGUUUUGGGCACGCCUGCGGCUGGAAGUCAACCGCUUCCUGGUCUUGCGCCUCAGGGUCAUUCAGCUCCCACGGUUGCCGCUUCCGUGCCAGUUGUGCCAAAAGCGCGGGGUCCGGUCUCUAGUCUGGCCAAACCUCAUUCUCAGAGUCAAGAAGUCGCACCCACCAAGCCGCAGGCACCGAGUCAAGGUUUCGCUCCGGCGUCAUCCCAAGGGCCCAGCCAGCCACCUAAUGUGGCAUCUCCUUUGACCAAGACACUCGAUCAGACUGCUGCUCCUAUCUCAGUUCCGAGCACCGUUGCAACCCCGGCGUCGUCCCAGGGGCCCGGCCAGCCACCUGAGAUCGCCUCUGUUCCGGCUGAGGGUCCCAAACAUGCCUCUGCCUCCGUCCCGGCUCCGGGCACUGCAGCCCCUGGCGCAACCGCGCCACAACCACAGAGCGCUCCGCCGUCCUCCGUAUCACCUCGGGUACCUGCUCAGAGUGCGGCCCAGGAUGGUCCUGUCAAGCCUCCCGCGCCGACCGCUUCUACUUUCCAAGAGACAGCUUCAUUCGCUACAUCUCCUCCCUCUCAGGCGCCAGUCCAGACACCAGCUCGGAGUACUGUUCCGGCGGCGGCGCCGAUUUCGAAACUCGCUCCAUUGCAGACACAAGCUGAUACAAACACUGUAUCCCCUACGUCCCAACCGGCCGGCCAGAUCCUAUCUCAGCCUGCUGUUGCUUCAGCUGUAGCUUCUACUCAGACUGCGUCCCAGGCACAGAAACCCAACAUUGCUUCCGUCGCGUCUGAGGGGUCAGGUCCUGUCGCACCGGUGGCCGACAUGACAACCACUGUCAUCACUACUACUACAGCUAGUACUGCUGCUACUACUACUGUGGCGCCGGCUACCGCUGCUUCUGGCGCGAACCCGGCCCCAGCCCCGUCUCCGGCGAAGGCGGCCACACUUGCUCAGUAA
This is a messenger RNA of Chaetomium strumarium, 4650 nucleotides long. RefSeq lists its product as uncharacterized. Gene Ontology annotation, biological process: regulation of ribosomal protein gene transcription by RNA polymerase II. The transcript has 2 exons. Bases 112 to 4650 code for a protein of 1512 amino acids. The record is from RefSeq and is a predicted model, not a curated record. Gene Ontology annotation, cellular component: nucleus. Gene Ontology annotation, molecular function: DNA-binding transcription factor activity; protein binding; sequence-specific DNA binding. Lineage: Eukaryota; Fungi; Ascomycota; Sordariomycetes; Sordariales; Chaetomiaceae.